This is a messenger RNA of Cylicostephanus goldi, 504 nucleotides long. The record is from the annotation of a GenBank genome assembly. NCBI's taxonomy places the organism in Eukaryota, Metazoa, Nematoda, Chromadorea, Rhabditida, Strongylidae.
UACACCCCUGAACGAGAACUAUCCUACUACCAGUGGGUGCCAUUCUUCUUACUACUCCAAGCAGCGCUCUUUCGAGCACCAAGCUAUAUAUGGAGGUCGUUCUCAAAUCAUUCUGUUAUAUUCGCGACCAUAUACAGAGCUCAUUAUGUCCGUGUUACAGGGAUCAGAAUGCAUGAAGUCGUGGAGAAGGCGAAAGACUCCGCAAAUCUGGAAGAGGAAGUCCGAAAGAGAAAUAUCGCAGUACUAGCGAAGCACCUUCAAUGUGCUCUACGGUUUCAUAGGAGGAUGGAGAAGAGGCGGGUGAUGGUGCACAAGACUAUAACCUGCCUGAAUUAUCAGUACUCAUCAGGAUUUGUCUCUGCCGUCUAUCUUGUCACUAAGGCACUCUAUCUUAUCAACGUCGUAAUGCAACUAUGGUUUAUGAAUACAUUUUUGGGCACCAAUCGGCAUCAAUGGUAUGGACUUGGAGUUAUUCAAGAUAUCAUACAUGGCGUGGAAUGGGAG